AUGCCAGAAGAUUGUGCCAACCCGUUGUUGGCGGGAUGGCUGAAAGAAUGGAUGGAUGAAGCAAAGGAACGAAACAGCAAAGGUUAUACCGUUUAUAAAAAAGCCUAUCAAUCCAUCAAAGCAUGUCCCUUGACUUUCAACCAUCCGUCCGAAGCCCAACAGCUUAACGGCCUCGGCCCAAAAUUAUGCGACCGACUUACAGAGAAGCUCAAAAAGCACUGCGAAGAAAAUGGACUAGCUAUGCCCAAGAAGAAACUCAAGAGACAAAGGACCUCAGAAGGAUUGCCGUCAGAUGCGGCUCAACCAGUCGAAGCUGAACAAUCCUCACCAGUCCGACGAAAGAAGCCCAAGCCAUACGUUCCCAAAUAUAGAUCUGGUGCCUAUGGUUUGAUAGUGGCUCUCGGCACCUUAGACCGAGAAAGCAAUCAGGCUAUCCCAAAACCUGACCUUAUUGAGCUGGCGCAACCUCAUUGCGACUCGAGCUACACUGUCCCGAGUGAUCCUACCAAAUUCUUUACGGCAUGGAAGUCCAUGCAAACGUUGGAGACCAAAGAGCUUGUGUGUACCAGAGGGCAUCCGACGAAAAGAUAUUACUUGUCCGAUGAAGGAUGGGAGGUCGCAGACGGUAUACAGGCAAGCGUCGAAGGUCGUCCUGUUCCCGCGAAGAAGAUGAAUGAGAAGACAUCCGCGCCAGCUCGUGGCGCGAGUGGUUCGAGAUCCGUCACACCCGAACCUAGAUCGAAACAAUCUGCUCCAGCUGCUCAAGCGCAGCACAGCCAACCUGGUGGCGCCCAAUCUCACAAAGCUUCUGAUCACUUGCGAGUAUUAUCAAUCUCCGAGGACGAUUGGCCUAACUCAGAACCGGAGCUGAGUAAUGUCCACUCCAGAAGCGGUAAGCUUGAUCGAAGACCGGCAAGUUCCAGCUCCUCUCUGCAAGACACCAUUAUUCUGCCAGCAGGAAGCUUUGAGGUGAAAAUGGUGCUUGAUAUGCGCGAAAUCCGUACUACAACUGACCGAGAUUACAUCUCUGGGGAAUUGAAAAAGCAUGGCGUAACUCCAAUCAUCCGCUCACUCCCACUAGGCGAUGUCUUGUGGGUUGCAGAAGUAAAUCCACUCUACGCUAAUAGUCUCAAGGCAGCAACCGUUGGCGACGGAGAAGACGACAAAGUGGAGAUUGUUUUGGAACACAUUCUAGAGCGCAAGAGGCUCGAUGACCUGAUCAGCAGUAUCAGAGAUGGACGCUUCCACGAACAAAAAUUUCGGCUGCACAGAUCAGGGAUAAAGAAUGUGACAUACCUAAUUGAAGAGUACUCGAUCUCCUCUGAAAGAAGUGAGAAAUAUGGGGACGCGUUGGAGAGUGCCAUCGCCAGUAUGCAAGUGGUUGACAACUUCUUUGUCAAGCAAACAACAAAGCUGGAUGAUACGAUUCAUUAUCUUGCUCGUAUGACUAAAACGUUGAAAAGACUGUACGAAAGCAAGGACGUCAAUAUCAUCCCUGCUCAAAGCUUCGGGGCUGAGGCUGUGACAAUAUCGUUGGAACGAUUCAGGAAGACCUCACCUGGGAGAGCCUUCGGAAUGACAUUCUCGGUAUUUAGCGCCAUGUGUGACAAAACGGAGAGCAUGACGCUUCGAGAUGUCUAUCUCAAGAUGUUAAUGUGUACAAGAGGUGUCACUGGGGAUAAAGCCAUUGAAAUUCAAAAAAUUUGGCCAACGCCGCGUGCUCUAGCCGAAGCUUUCGAGGUACAAGAGAAGGGACCGACGAGGGAUUGGAUGAUAAGCGAUCGCCUUGGGUCUGCCAUUCCUCGGAAGAAGGUGGGAAAGGCAUUGAGCGCCAAAAUUGCAGAGAUAUGGGGAUGA
Messenger RNA from Cladophialophora psammophila CBS 110553, 1857 nucleotides. RefSeq lists its product as uncharacterized. Lineage: Eukaryota; Fungi; Ascomycota; Eurotiomycetes; Chaetothyriales; Herpotrichiellaceae. Gene Ontology annotation, biological process: DNA catabolic process; double-strand break repair via break-induced replication; resolution of meiotic recombination intermediates. Gene Ontology annotation, cellular component: nucleus; Holliday junction resolvase complex. Gene Ontology annotation, molecular function: DNA binding; crossover junction DNA endonuclease activity; 3'-flap endonuclease activity. The transcript has 2 exons. The coding region runs from base 1 to 1857 and encodes 618 amino acids. The record is from RefSeq and is a predicted model, not a curated record.